UCUUGACUAUCCAGCUUUUAUAAUACUGGUCAGGCAAUUGUAAUGACGCGCAUGCUUAGUAGGAAUUUUUUAAAUAACAGUUUUUUUGAUAAACAUCUCCAAUGUCAUAGCUCUCUGACAACGGCUCUACAAAGCAUUUUAUUGCCGCGUUUCUUCACAAAUACGGCGAGCGACAGCACCACCAUGGAUCUAAGUGGCAUGAGGAAAAAGUAUAAAGAAGAUGUGGAGUGCUUUGAAGAGAGUCACCUCGUUUCUUUAGACCCAAUCAAACAAUUUAGCAACUGGUUUGAUGAGGCUGCAAAGUGUCCCGAAAUUGGAGAGCCAAAUGCUAUGUGCAUUGCGACUGCUACUAAGGACGGGCGUCCAUCGUCUCGUAUGGUCCUCCUGAAAGGUUACAGUAACGAAGGCUUCCGUUUCUUCACAAACUACGAGAGCCGAAAAGGGACUGAACUGGAGAGCAAUCCAUACGCCUGCCUCUUGUUCUACUGGGAACCUCUCAACAGACAGGUUCGCAUUGAGGGGGAAGUGGAGCGGAUCCCCUAUCAGGAGUCAUGUGACUACUUCCACUCCCGACCGAAGAGCAACCAAAUUGGAGCAGUUGUGAGCAAACAAAGCAGCCCUAUUCCUAACAGAGAUUAUUUAAGGCAGAAAAAUACAGAACUGGAAGAGAAGUACAAGGACACAGAGGUACCAAUGCCUGAAUGCUGGGGCGGAUACAUUGUCCAACCGUACUCAAUGGAAUUCUGGCAGGGUCAGACCAACAGAAUUCAUGACCGCAUUGUAUUCAAGAAGCCAAAAAAGGGAGCGGCUGAGCUGGGAGAGUUUCACCACACUGCAGAGGGAGGCUGGUUCUACCAACGACUGUCUCCAUGACUACCUGAAUAGCUACCUGACGUGACUUUAUCAUUGACAAAUUGUCUUCACAAUAUUUACUAAUAAAAAUUAAAUCUCUCCAAGACACAAUAAUUAAAUAGGUUUUACAGUUGAAUUAUUCCAGUUGAGGUAUUGAUGUUAGCGGUUUGUGCGCAGUUAAAGAAGUGUUGUGUGCAAUCUCAGUGUGCUGUACAACUUCUGGUUUUCCUUUUUGGCUUAUAUUCACAGAAGAGUGAAAGCAAAUGACGUGGUAUCAAAGUGCCCUGCCUGGUACAAGAGCUCAAAGUCUGUCUGAUAUUGUCAAAUAAUGAUUGGCAGUGGAACUGAUUAUCCAGUAGUUGUUAUCGUUGUGGAAAAAGGAAGC
Messenger RNA from Thalassophryne amazonica, 1237 nucleotides. It is a transcript of the gene pnpo, whose product is annotated as pyridoxamine 5'-phosphate oxidase. Gene Ontology annotation, biological process: pyridoxal 5'-phosphate biosynthetic process; pyridoxine biosynthetic process. The record is from RefSeq and is a predicted model, not a curated record. Gene Ontology annotation, molecular function: FMN binding; pyridoxamine phosphate oxidase activity. Lineage: Eukaryota; Metazoa; Chordata; Actinopteri; Batrachoidiformes; Batrachoididae. The transcript has 7 exons. Bases 43 to 873 code for a protein of 276 amino acids.